Leptinotarsa decemlineata (Colorado potato beetle) is the source of this 399-nucleotide messenger RNA. RefSeq names its product oxidative stress-induced growth inhibitor 2. NCBI's taxonomy places the organism in Eukaryota, Metazoa, Arthropoda, Insecta, Coleoptera, Chrysomelidae. The record is from RefSeq and is a predicted model, not a curated record.
GUACACCAGAUGAUGAUAAACCCCGACUCCACAUACCCAUUAUACACCGCUUAUCCUGAAUACAACCUCACUGACCUCAAUGACAAAUCACGCACCGUAACCCUCACGUCAAAAGAAGGAAAACGAGUCGAGCUCAAUGUCUCUUUUGCUGUUGUCCUGGUCGGCUCAAGACCGGAUCUAUCAUUCCUACCUCAGAACUUCAAGCUAGCCAUCAGGAAGAACCUUCCUCUGGACUGCAAAACGAACCCUGUCGACAUAAACAGGUUGUCUCAUAGCGUUAUCGGUUACGAUAAUUUAUUUGUGAUUGGCCCUCUUGCCGGGGAUAAUUUUGUAAGGUUUCUACCAGGGGGGGCUUUAGCUGUUGUUUCGGAGCUGUAUAGGAGGAAUAAUUAUAGCUGA